UUUAUUGCGUCCCACAUCGUCGCACAGGGUGGAUCACUCGCUCACGUCGCUCCCUCCCGCCCUCUCCUCAGUUUCAUUUCAGUCAAAUCAUUACUAAUCUGGCAGUUACUGCUCCAUGCGUCUUCUGAUAAGAGGACACACAGAAGAGUCUGUUUCAUAAGCUCCAAGGAAGGGCCAGGGACAUUACAGAGAGCCGUCCUCCGGCAUUUGUCAGCAGAAGUAUUCUCAGCAAAGAACUGCAGCGGCACCGAAAAACACAGACAAAUGGACGAAAAGGCGUUUACGAAGGAUUUGGAUCAAUGGAUCGAGCAGCUGAACGAGUGCAAGCAGUUGUCAGAAGGUCAAGUAAAGACACUUUGUGAAAAGGCAAAAGAAAUUUUAACCAAGGAGUCAAAUGUCCAGGAGGUCAGAUGUCCGGUGACUGUUUGUGGCGAUGUACAUGGCCAGUUCCAUGACCUCAUGGAGCUGUUCAAGAUCGGCGGGAAAUCUCCAGACACAAAUUAUUUGUUUAUGGGCGACUACGUGGACAGAGGGUAUUACUCGGUGGAAACUGUCACUUUACUAGUAGCACUCAAGGUGCGUUUCCGGGAGCGCAUCACUAUCCUGAGAGGAAACCAUGAGAGCAGACAGAUUACACAAGUGUAUGGCUUCUAUGACGAGUGCCUAAGGAAGUAUGGGAACGCCAACGUAUGGAAGUACUUCACAGACCUGUUCGAUUACCUCCCCCUCACUGCCUUGGUAGACUCACAGAUUUUCUGCCUUCAUGGUGGCCUCUCACCAUCCAUAGAUACACUUGAUCACAUAAGAGCUCUGGACCGUUUACAGGAAGUGCCACACGAGGGUCCCAUGUGUGACCUGCUAUGGUCAGACCCCGAUGACCGCGGCGGCUGGGGUAUUUCUCCUCGAGGAGCUGGCUACACUUUCGGCCAGGAUAUCUCGGAGACAUUUAACCAUGCCAAUCGCCUCACUUUGGUGUCCCGUGCCCACCAGCUGGUUAUGGAGGGUUACAACUGGUGCCAUGAAAGAAAUGUGGUGACAAUAUUUAGUGCUCCAAACUACUGCUACCGCUGUGGGAACCAGGCAGCUAUUAUGGAAUUAGACGACACGCUGAAAUACUCAUUUUUGCAGUUUGACCCAGCGCCUCGCAGAGGGGAGCCUCACGUCACCCGCCGGACACCUGACUACUUCCUGUAAACUCUAAACCUUUGACCCAUGUACAGUCAAGUCCAGUAUUGCCAUGAUAUGUGACCUUCAGCUGAUGACAGCAUGAGAGAGGAUGGGAUUGUGGGAGAGGGAGGGUGAGGAGGGGAGACACAGGAGUGCAAAUUGUAUAACCACACAAAGAGCUACUAAUGUAUUUAGCGAGAAAAAAAACUGUGUCGAUGGAUAGACCAAACUGUGUGUGCCAUAUCCAUUACAAUAUACAUUGCUGAGGAAUUGUCUUGAAAAUCACCAUGAGAAACAACAGUGAUGUGUAUGUCUCCCUCGUCCUGUUCCUACGUAGCUGACUGAUGACACCAACGUACAAGACAAACGUUUAAAAUGCGGCUGUUUAAAUCCCCAAAUUCAAAGCUUAAGUAUAUAUACACGAGCUCUGAUCUGUUUGCACUUUUGUAAAUUAAAAAAAAUGUAAAAUAUGUCAAAAGAUAAAAUGGAUUCCACACUACAGAUACUUUUCUUUUUUUAAAAAAAAAACUAUAAAUAAAGUCCCUUUCAGACAGGUUUUACACAAUUUUUUUUUCUGUGUAACUUUUAUGGAAAGCCCUUCUCAGUGAAGUUGCCCGGCCUGGUGUGUAUGAUUGACAGAUGAUGGAUUUGUUUCUCCACAUCAACUCACCGACCCGCUCUGACUACAGAGUCUGUACUUACCAAACUGUUUGAAUAAAAAAAAGACAAAAAUGUC
Messenger RNA from Cynoglossus semilaevis (tongue sole), 1903 nucleotides. It is a transcript of the gene ppp2cab, whose product is annotated as protein phosphatase 2 catalytic subunit alpha b. Gene Ontology annotation, molecular function: protein serine/threonine phosphatase activity. NCBI's taxonomy places the organism in Eukaryota, Metazoa, Chordata, Actinopteri, Pleuronectiformes, Cynoglossidae. The record is from RefSeq and is a predicted model, not a curated record. The transcript has 7 exons. Bases 265 to 1194 code for a protein of 309 amino acids.